Messenger RNA from Maniola jurtina (meadow brown), 4772 nucleotides. RefSeq names its product large neutral amino acids transporter small subunit 2 (gene JhI-21). The record is from RefSeq and is a predicted model, not a curated record. NCBI's taxonomy places the organism in Eukaryota, Metazoa, Arthropoda, Insecta, Lepidoptera, Nymphalidae. Bases 504 to 1943 code for a protein of 479 amino acids. Gene Ontology annotation, molecular function: L-amino acid transmembrane transporter activity. The transcript has 7 exons. Gene Ontology annotation, cellular component: membrane. Gene Ontology annotation, biological process: amino acid transmembrane transport.
UAGCUGUACGUAGUUAUUGUGGUAUAUCAUGAAAAAUAUCAUUAUAAACUUAGAUAUUUUGCUAAGAUGAAAAACGAUCUCUCCGUAAAUUCCCCUAUCGGCUUAUCCUCAUCAAUGAUGUCAACUGCCGGCUGAAUCCAUUUGUUGGACCUUGUUCCUCUCUCUUUCAUCCAUCAGAAGUUUUCCGCUUGCCAUCCUUUUCUCUACUUGUAGCGCGGUGGUUACAACCGGGGUGCUCCGUAAUCACAUUCAUGAGAAUCGCAAGCCCCACAAUUUACACAUGCGCCGAGUCGACCGCUCGCGUUUUACGCGUCACAAAUAUUCGUACUUUGACGUCAAAUCCUCGUGUCUAGUUUCGGAUAUCGUAAAAAUGUUAACUGAAAGUGACUCAGGCUUAUAACGAACGUACAAGAAUAAGAAGCUUUCGUAUUGCACUGUAGCUUUACACGAAUCUCAAAGCCACGUGAGGUUUAUUAUCAGUGUUUGUGAUUGAUUUUUGCGGCAUGGGUGAAGAAACUCAAGCCGAUGGAAAAGUAACGCUGAAACGUAAAAUUACACUGUUUAAUGGUGUCGGAAUAAUUAUAGGGACGAUUAUUGGCUCUGGAAUUUUUAUAUCUCCGACUGGGGUUUUCCGUGAGACGAAAUCAGUAGCGGUAUCGCUGAUAAUAUGGCUAGUCUGCGGCUUGUUGUCGACACUAGGCGCACUUUGUUAUGCAGAACUCGGCACCUCGAUCUCAAGAUCGGGCGGUGACUAUGCCUACAUCUACACUGCCUUUGGACCUCUUCCUGCUUUCCUGAGGAUGUGGAUAGCACUGCUGAUCAUCAGGCCAACGACGCAGGCGAUCGUGGCGCUCACAUUUGGCCAGUAUGUGGUGAAACCUUUCUUCCCCGACUGUGAACCUCCGCAAAAUGCUGUGAAACUGCUCGCGGCCGUGUGCCUAUGCGUGUUGACUGCGAUCAACUGCAUCAGCGUGCGAUGGACGAUGCGCAUACAGGACGUGUUCACCAGCUCCAAGCUACUCGCGUUGAUCGUCAUCAUCAUAUCUGGGAUCUACUACAUUUGUGUUGGUCACACGGAAAACUUCGUCGAUCCAUUCGAAGGGCAGUACAGUGCAGGAAGCAUUGCGUUAGCUUUCUACUCGGGCCUCUUCGCUUUCGGGGGCUGGAACUACCUUAACUUCGUCACUGAAGAACUCCAAGAUCCGUACAAGAAUCUCCCGCGCGCGAUAUGGAUCGCAAUGCCAAUGGUGACCAUUAUCUACGUGAUGGCAAACUUGGCCUACUUCGCUGUCGUCUCGAAGAUGGAAAUGAUGUCGAAUCCAGCUGUGGCCGUGAUAUUCGGUGAUCGACUCUUCGGCGGUUGGAGCUGGAUGAUUCCAGUGUUCGUGGCUUUGUCUACUUUCGGAGGCGUGAACGGCGUGUUGUUCACGUCCGCUCGCCUGUUCGCGACCGGCGCACAGGAGGGCCACAUGCCGGGCUUCUUCACGCUCUUCCACAUCGACAAGCAGACGCCGAUCCCUUCGCUUAUGUUCACUUGCUUCUUUUCAUUGCUAAUGCUGACCAAUAGCAACGUGUUCGAUCUCAUCAACUACUUUUCACAAACCUUGUGGCUGUCUGUCGGAGCAUCGGUGGUCGGCAUGUUGUGGCUACGUCGGACCAAGCCCGACAUGUCACGGCCAAUCAGAGUCAAUCUCGCGAUACCGUACGUCUUUCUCAUAGCCAUCGCCUGCUUGGUCCUCAUUCCAGCCAUCACUAAUCCUAAAGACACCGCCAUUGGCUUAGCUAUACUGUUAUCUGGGAUACCAGUAUACUACGUCUGUGUCAAAUGGAAGACAAAGCCUGAUUGCUAUGACACUUUCUCAGGGUCUAUUUUAAGGUUCCUCCAAAAACUGUGCUCUUGUAUUUAUGUCGACUCGCCGGAAAAGUUAUCUGAAGUAAAAUAAGAAUAUCUAAGUAUUUGAUAUAUGAACAUAUUAUAAUAUGUACGCGUAACUGAUUUUGAUUGUAAGUUGUAACAUCGGAUCCACACUCUCCCGAGACAGUGCGAGGCAGUGCAAGACGUGCGGGACUGUGGUCGUAUGGGUGCCUCGUCUCGCUUUUGGUCUGUGACGUGAUGAGAUGGGAGUUGGUAUUUUUCUGAAGUAUUAGUGUGCGCAAAACAAAUAUGUAGUUCUAUCUGACCGCGAGGCCUAUGACUACGUAUUGUACAAAAGAGAUUUCAGCUGGGUGUGUGUAGGUAUUUAAUAUUUAGUCUGUGAUCUUCGCCGACCGCCGCGCCGCCAUGUUUAAUAACCGACUUCGUCCGCGUGGACUACACAAAGGGCAUUGAACCUACCUACAUUCCGCCAUUUUGAAAAAACCUCGUUUCGACGACCAAUAAUAAAAUAUUUGUGUCAACCGAUAGACUAAUUAGUGAUUACAAUCAAAAAGUGUUCAGUGACGAAAUGUUGUAAGUGAUACUCAUACUUUAUGAAAUAUUUGAAUUCAAAAUCGUACGGAAAUAAAUAAAUGCUUAAUUUUUUACGGCUUUAAACUAUAACAUCUAAGAAAGUACCUUUAUCACUUACGAUAUUUCAUCAUCGAAUGCCUUUUGAUUGUACUUUUUGAGUAUUCUGAAUGAGUGCUUUUUUACUGCGUCGAUUGACACGUUUUAUCACUGGCUGCCGAAACGAGGUUUUUUCAACAACAAAAAAAUGGCGACUUGUAACUUGACGAUAAUGUUCAAACCCUUUUCAAACCCCUAUUGCACGCUCUUACGGGUUGAAUUUGCGAUUUACGUCUUAAUAGCUAUCUGCCUGAAAAAUUUCAGCCAGAUCCAUCUUUUAUUAGGGUUUACCAGAUUCGCUAAAAGUUGCUGGAUCCGGUAGGUACCAAAAUGAGUCGGAUCUGCCAGAUUCAGGAUCCGCCGGAUCCAGAUUGCAAUCAGUAGUUGCAACUUCAGAUUGGACUAGGUACUUGUUUUGCGAUCCUUGUAAAAGAAAGAGAGGCACGAUGUACCACACAUCGUAAUAGUUGGGAAAAUAAAGAAUGUGGAUUGGGUAAUGUUUUAUAUUUCGCUUAAGGCGCAUUUCCGAGAGUGUGGAUCAUGAUUUGCACUUAUUUACUUAUUGGCGUCUUUAGCACCAAAAUGUUAAGAGCUUCAGUGGAUAUAGGACCAAUAUACAUAUUGUACUCUAUUGAACCGCGAUUGCGUGUGACUAUGUUAUAGCUUUAAGACUAUUUAUUGAAUGUACUGAUCGUAUUUGAUGUUGUGACUAGGUAAAGAAUAUUGGCUGUUGCUUUCAACCGACCAUAUUUGUUGGAAAAAUGAAUUAUCUUACAGAUUCAUAACAUUUUAGCUAAUUAUAUUAUACCUUUUAACAAAUAUUUUUAGGAAGUAACUGCAAAUUACUUACUUAAUUUAGAUAAAAGUAUAAUUAUUGUGAAUUGUGAACAAUAGGUAUCCUAUUUUUUUACUUUUUAAUGCAUUUUUAUUAAAUGUCGGCUAUAAUGAGAUAUAAAUAAGUAUGUUUUAUUAUUUUACAUAUAGUAGGUAUAUUAAAUAUUUUUGUAUUUUUAGGUACCUAAGCCUCAUCAUUGACCAAUAUCACGGCUCAUUUUUGUCAUUUUUGUGUAAUUUUGAUUUUCUGUUUUAUGAUACAUGUGCGUACUAUACGUUAAGUAUAAUAUAAAAUUAAAUUAUUAUGUAACACAUUGAUUCGUUUGUUCAUUGUAUCAUAAAUAGAACCUGAUUUUUCAUUCUUGACUUGCUUAAAUCUUCCUUAGUUAAAUUUUGAUAAUUGUUGUAAAUUAGUUACAAUUUGGUAUUUAAUUUUUUAUACGAUAUCAUUAAUCAUGAGGUAAGUAUGCGCAUUUUGGUAACGUACGUUUUUAAAGAUAAUAAUAUUAUGGUAUGUUACUAUCUAUAUAAUAAUAUAUUUAUUUAUUCAUAUAUAUACCAAUAACUUAAAACUAAAACAUGUACAAUGAAAAGACGUCUAGGAUCUAAUAUUUGUUCUUUGUAAUGUUAUGUUUUAUGUAUAAGGUAACAUCCAAUGCUCUCUUGAAUGUAAAAUAUUGUUAUAACAUUAUUACUAUAAGUAUAUACAUACCUAAGUAAAUAAUAAUUUUGUAUACUUAAUGCAUAUAUGUAUUAUAAUACCAGCUUAUGCCCGCAACUUUGUCGGCGUGUAAUACAUGCAUUUCAAAUUCAUACCCCUAUUUUACUCCCUUAGGGGUUGAAUCUUGGAAAAUCCUUUCCUAGCGGAUGUCGACGUCCGCCAUAAUAGCUAUUUGCAUGCAAAAUUUCAGCCAGAUCCAUCCAGCGUGCAAUUUGAGCUGCGCGUUGAUAGAUCAAUCAGUCAGUCCGCUUUUCCUUUUAUAUAGUUAGAUUAUACUUAUCCUAAUUAGGUACAUUAAAAGUAAAUAUUCGUACUACAUGUAGCAUAUUCGACCGUAGAUGACCAGGUCCUGGAAUCUCUAUACAAAUAUCUCAUUUUUUUUGUUAAUUCACUACUAGCCCAGAGUUAACAGAGAGCCAUAGAAGUUGGCGGUGUUUAACCACCAUGUCUCGAAGAGCACGUUAAGCCGUCGGGUCCUGCACCUUCGGUCGUGUCGGAUUUCCGUCCCAUCGGGCUAUGAGAGUGAGGGAAUAGAGAGCGCACCUGUGUUUGCGCUCAAUGAAUAAAAGUGAUUGUAGUAGAGUCAGAGUAUAUCAAGUACCUUGGUAUUUACUAAAUGUCUAUACAAAUUAUUAUUUAAUUUUAAUAAAUAACUAAUUAUAAUACGUCUUA